AUGACMAAAGUAAACCUACUACAAGGAGGUUAUAUCAGUUCCUGCGGAAGCAAAAUUAUUUGUGAGAGCGGAGCGGCAAUACGUGCCCUUCUGGACCUCGUCGACGAGCUUCCUCACAAAAUUGCAUUCAUUGGUCCCGGAUGUUCGCUGGCCGCGCGACCCGUCGCAGAGGCAACAAGAUACUGGAAGGCUGUACAGGUUGGGUAUAGUAUAUCGUCACCAAUAUUUUCAAACAAGGCCAAGUUUCCUCACGUGUUUCGUACGGCGCCGACAGAAACGAUGGAAAAUCCGGCCCGUGUUGCCAUACUGAAGAAGUUUAACUGGAAAAGAGUGGCUUUGAUUACACAAUUGCUGGAUAUCUAUGUCAUGACUAAAGAACAUCUUCUGCCGUUGCUGAAAGAAGAAAAUAUUACACUAUUAACAUCAGAGGGAUUUAGAGAAAACCCAUUGACAUUAAUUAAAAUGCUUAAGGACAAAGAUGCUCGCAUCAUYAUCGCUCUCAUGUACGAAGACAAGUUCCGACAAACUAUGUGCCAGGCCUAUCAGGAGGGUCUUUAUGGCGAGCAUAUAGUAUGGUUUAUAGUCGGAUGGUACAGUGCUGAUUGGUGGAAAGAUACACAUGAUGUGCCUUGCACACCAGAGCAGCUUAAAAAAGCAUCUUGUAAUAUGAUCGAGACAGCACCYUUGGAUCUGACACUUAACACCAACUCUGUAGUGUUUAAUUUGACAGCUCAGGACCUUUACAGAGAAUACAAAGCGAACCUUCUAAAAAGAAACCUUAACAUAAAUCAUUAUUCAUCAUUUACCUACGAUGCCGUAUGGAGUUUAGCGCGCAUGCUCAACAACGCCAUACCGCUGCUUUCAAAAUACAACAAGACGUUGGAGUCAUUGAGAUACAAGGAUGAGACGGCUUUAUCGAUCUUUAUUCAGCUUCUCCAGAAAACUGACUUUGCUGGAAUGUCGGGAAGAGUUACCUUCGAUGAGUAUGGAGACAGGCAAACCGUGGUGAAAGUUGUGCAAAACAAAGGUGGGAACAAACGAGAAGUGGGUUUCUAUGACGCUCGUCAACGAAAACUGAAUCUAAGCAGUCCGGGAUUCCUGUGGCAAGAUGGGCACGUCCCAGUGUCGGGUACCACGCACAAAAUCAAAAUCUACAGAGAAUCCACGGCGGUGACAGUCRCCUUCAUAUGUCUUGCGUCUAGUGGCAUUUUAUUCUGCCUCUGCUGUCUGGCCUUUAAUUAUUACUACAGGAAGCACAGGUACAUCAAGAUGUCGUCACCUCAUUUUAACAACAUCACGGUGAUUGGCUGUAUGUUAUGCUAUGUAGACGUACUUCUAUCCACCAUCCAUGGCUCUCAGCUCUCAAGAGGACAAACUUUUAUAUGCUUGGUAGGAAACAAUUAUCCAUCAAUAGUCCUGGGUGUAAAUGGUUUUGCCGUGUGUCGAAUGUCAGCUCUUUCAACAUCAGUCAAGCACCAACUGAUGACAAACAGACAAACAGUGGAAACAAAGAUAGCUGAAGUAACAUUGGCUUCUGUGGCUGUCUUAAAGAUCCCAAGACAGAAAGGAGAAAUAUUGAUUCAUGUCUGUGGUCGUAUGCACGAAGAAAUAUCAGAGUAA
Molecule: messenger RNA, 1620 nt
Organism: Actinia tenebrosa (Australian red waratah sea anemone)
Lineage: Eukaryota; Metazoa; Cnidaria; Anthozoa; Actiniaria; Actiniidae
Product: gamma-aminobutyric acid type B receptor subunit 1
Biological process (GO): gamma-aminobutyric acid signaling pathway; G protein-coupled receptor signaling pathway
Cellular component (GO): G protein-coupled receptor heterodimeric complex; membrane
Molecular function (GO): G protein-coupled GABA receptor activity
Source: RefSeq, a predicted model, not a curated record